GCCCCUAAUCACUCAUUCCCCUCACACCCACACACCGCAGCAGCCGCUUGCUGCUUCUCUCUGCUAGUCUGCUUGAUGUCUCCACCACCGCCGGCGGCGCCGGCAGUCCGGUCUUGGGAAAGCAUGGCGCUGGAUCUCCUCGUUCUCGUGCUCUUCCACCUCCCCUGCAUCGCCGACCGCGCCAGCUUCGCCGCCGUCUGCCGCCACUGGAGGUCCGCCGUCGCACGUCUUUCAAAGGAGGCGCCACCGGCUCAGAUCCCGUGGCUUGUUUUCCGAUCCCCGGCCAUCGGCAGCGCGGUCACCACCGUGUUCUGCCUCCUCUCAGGCACAACUCACCGGAUCCGUCUCCCUGCCGACCUCGCGGGCGCGCAUCUGUGCGGAUCCCACCCAGGCGGCUGGCUGGCGGCGGCCGCACACGUUCCGGGCGGUGGGAACAACAUGGCCGCCAAUCUCUUCUCCCGCGUCCGCGAGAAGGUUCCCCUUCCCAGCGAGCAGCAGCUCAUCCGCCCAGGCACUCUAUGCCCACCGGGAUUUCAUCUGGAGGGUCAUCCCAUGUUCCAGAUGCGGUGCCAGUUGGAGGAGGACGUGCUCAUUCGUGCCAUCACCUUCGUCUCAGCAGCACCCUCGUCCGCGGCACGCUGCGUCGCAGUCGCAGCCGCCAUGACGUGCGGCCACCGUCCCGGCAUCGCCUUGUGCCGCCUGCAAAUCGACGGGCAUGGAACACCCCGCUGGACUGUGCCCAAGAGCGCCGUCCUCUACGGCAUUGAAGAUGUAGUGUAUUUCGAGGGUGGCGUGGUGCCUGGCUUCCACUUCAUCAACAACAAAGAAGACAUCUCGGUGGCGCGCACCAGUGAUGUCCGGGCUCUACACGGGUACUGGUCCAAGGUGCAAGGGCAAGAAGACGACGACGUGUUCUCGACCCUGCCGGACUCCGUCUACAUAAUCCGGUACCUCGUGGUGUCACGAGGCAGGUUGCUAAUGGUGCGCAGGUACUUCACUUGGUCUGGAAGUGAUGUGCACCAGACCCUGCUUUUCAGGGUGUUCGAAUGCCAAAUCAAGUUAAAUCAUCACGGCUUCGAAAUAUAUUCAUGGGCGGAGCUUGAGCGCUUGGAUGGUCGAGCACUCUUCCUGGGGCGAGGUUGUUCUAGAGCUUGUGAGCUGCCUCAGAACAGUGGGAUCAGAGAAGGGAGAAUCUACUUCAUAGAUGAUGUUGGGUGCAAUGAAUCACUGAAGAUGCAGGACAGCAGCCGCUACAAUUGCAUGGACAUGGGUGUAUAUUCCAUGCAAGAACCAGAGUCACCUUGUUUGAUUGCUCCCACCUUGCACCCUGGCUCGUGCUCCUCCCUUUUUGGUGCACACAAAAUUGUGGCCUGCAUAAAACAUGAAGGAGAACUGGAAAUCAAACUAUUUGAGAAUUUGGAGGAAUUACGGGCAUAUGUUGGGGACAGAACUGUUGAAGUGGAGAUCAAAGGAACUAUCCAGCGUUUCAUGCUCGAGCCAUCAUCCAAAUGCCCUCCAGCAAUCUGGUUUUUCCAUUGA
Messenger RNA from Panicum virgatum (switchgrass), 1539 nucleotides. RefSeq lists its product as uncharacterized. The transcript has a single exon. Gene Ontology annotation, molecular function: protein binding. NCBI's taxonomy places the organism in Eukaryota, Viridiplantae, Streptophyta, Magnoliopsida, Poales, Poaceae. The record is from RefSeq and is a predicted model, not a curated record. The coding region runs from base 76 to 1539 and encodes 487 amino acids.